This is a messenger RNA of Microthlaspi erraticum, 1524 nucleotides long. The record is from the annotation of a GenBank genome assembly. Lineage: Eukaryota; Viridiplantae; Streptophyta; Magnoliopsida; Brassicales; Brassicaceae.
AUGACUAUGAGGACAAACAUGAGUGAAACGGUUUCAACAUCAACACCUCUCGUCUUAAAGCUUCGUGAAGAGCUUUAUCCUCAGGCUUAUGCGGAUAUUGAUUGGAGCCAAGCUCGCAAUCAAUGCGCAAAGGUGUUUCAUAUGCUUGCUUGUUGGGUUGAAGAUCCAGAGAGUGAUUAUUUCAAAAAACAUCUUGCUCGAGUCCCUGGUUUCAUAUGGAUUGCGGAGGAUGGCCUGAAAAUCCAGACUUUUGGUAGCCAAAUAUGGGAUACAGCCUUCUUGUUACAAGUCAUGUUAGCCGCUGAUGUUGACGACGAGAUUAGAUCAACGCUCAUAAAGGGAUACUCUUACUUGAGGAAAUCUCAGCUUACAGAGAAUCCUCCUGGUGAUUAUAUCAAAAUGUUUAGAGACAUAUCAAAAGGAGGGUGGAGUUUUUCGGAUAAAGAUCAAGGAUGGCCAGUUUCAGAUUGUAUUUCUGAGAGUUUAGAGUGCUGCCUGAUAUUUGACAACAUGCCAUCUGAGUUUAUUGGUGAGAAGAUGGAUGUGGAGAGGCUUUAUGAUGCCGUCAAUAUGCUUCUCUACUUGCAGAGCGAUAAUGGAGGUAUAGCCAUAUGGGAGGCAGCAAGUGGGAAAAAAUGGCUAGAGAUGAUUGAGUUUAUGGAGGACACAAUCAUCGAGCAGGAGUAUCUAGAAUGCACGGGUUCAGCGAUAGUAGUGUUGGCUCGAUUCGUGAAACAGUUUCCAGAGCACAGAACAAAAGAGGUCCAUAGGUUUAUAACGAAGGGUGUGAGAUACAUAGAGGACAUGCAAAUGCCAGAUGGUUCAUGGUAUGGGAACUGGGGUGUAUGUUUCAUCUAUGGAACCUUCUUUGCAGUCCGAGGUCUAGUGGCUUCAGGCAAAACUUACGAGAACUGUGAGGCGGUUCGUAAAGCGGUUUGGUUCCUUCUCGAGAUACAAAAUGUAGAAGGCGGUUGGGGAGAGAGUUAUCUCUCUUGCCCUUAUAAAAAAUAUACUCCUUUGGAUAAUAACAAGACCAAUGUGGUGAACACAGGACAAGCAAUGAUGGUUCUAAUUAUGGGUGGUCAGAUGGAGAGAGACCCUUUGCCUGUUCAUCUCCGAGGUCUAGUGGCUUCAGGCAAAACUUACGAGAACUGUGAGGCGGUUCGUAAAGCGGUUUGGUUCCUUCUCGAGAUACAAAAUGUAGAAGGCGGUUGGGGAGAGAGUUAUCUCUCUUGCCCUUAUAAAAAAUAUACUCCUUUGGAUAAUAACAAGACCAAUGUGGUGAACACAGGACAAGCAAUGAUGGUUCUAAUUAUGGGUGGUCAGAUGGAGAGAGACCCUUUGCCUGUUCAUCGUGCCGCAAAAGUCUUGAUCAAUUCGCAGAUGGAUAACGGCGAUUUCCCACAACAGGAAAUAAGGGGAGCUUACAAAAUGAAUAUGCUGCUACAUUAUCCAACCUAUAGGAACAUGUUCACUCUUUGGGCACUCACAUAUUACACGAAGGCUCUGCGCCUGCUCUUCUGA